UCUGACCUCUGCUGUGUUCUCUCUGCUCUCCAGAACCACAUGCCCUGGGAAGAACAACCAGGCGCAAAGCCCAUUUGCUCCUGCGGUCAGAAAGCUUUUCACACUGAGCCAGCUCAGAGGCCAUUCUCCACCACUCAGAUGGUAAUGCGGACCCUUCCCUCUGCCUCUGCAGAGGAUGUCCUCAGGGAGGCUCCUUCACAGCCCAGGAGCAUCCCUCAGCAACCACACAGCUUGGAUGAUCUGUGGCUGGAGAAGAUGCAGAGAAAGAAGCUGGAGAAGCAGGCCCAGGCUGAAGGGAAGAUGCGUACUGGGAUAGUGCACAAAGAUCAAGCCAAAUGUUGGAGGAAGACGAUCGCUACCUCUCCAGAAUCUUUGAAUUUCCCUGAAAAAAGCCAUCCACUCUCUCAGAGUGCCCCAACAGGACUGAACCACAUGGGCUGGCCAGAGCACACACCUGACACCGCGAUGCCCAACGGAGCUCUGGACACGGCUAUCCGCGCUGACGAGGCUGGUAGUGAGGAGGACCUGUAUGAGGACCUACACGGCUCCAGCCACCACUAUAGCCACCCUGGAGGGGGUGGCGAGCAGCUGGCCAUCAACGAGCUCAUCAGCGAUGGCAGUGUGGUCUGUGCUGAAGCAUUGUGGGACCAUGUUACCAUGGACGACCAGGAACUGGGCUUCAAAGCUGGGGAUGUCAUCGAAGUGAUGGACGCCACCAACAGAGAGUGGUGGUGGGGCCGCGUUGCUGAUGGCGAGGGGUGGUUUCCAGCCAGCUUCGUACGGCUGCGGGUGAACCAGGACGAGCCCGCGGACGAUGAGGCCCCGCGAACCGGGGACGGCGGGGGCGAGGACGGCGGGGAGGAGGCGCAGAGCAGCAAGGACCAGAUGCGGACCAACGUCAUUAAGGAAAUCCUCAGCACCGAGCGGGACUACAUCAAGCACCUGCGCGACAUCUGCGAGGGCUACAUCAGGCAGUGCCGCAAGCGCGCAGACAUGUUCAGCGAGGAGCAGUUGCGGACCAUCUUCGGGAACAUCGAAGACAUCUACCGGUGCCAGAAGGCGUUUGUGAAGGCCCUGGAGCAGAGGUUCAACCGGGAGCGCCCGCACCUGAGCGAGCUGGGUGCCUGCUUCCUGGAGCACCAAGCGGACUUCCAGAUCUACUCAGAGUACUGCAACAACCACCCCAAUGCUUGCGUGGAGCUCUCCCGGCUCACUAAGCUCAGCAAGUACGUGUACUUCUUCGAGGCCUGCCGGCUGCUGCAAAAGAUGAUCGACAUCUCCCUGGAUGGCUUCCUGCUGACCCCGGUGCAAAAGAUCUGCAAGUACCCUCUGCAGCUGGCUGAGCUGCUCAAGUACACACACCCCCAGCACAGGGAUUUCAAGGAUGUUGAAGCUGCCUUGCAUGCCAUGAAGAAUGUGGCCCAGCUCAUCAAUGAACGGAAACGGAGACUUGAAAACAUUGACAAGAUUGCUCAGUGGCAGAGCUCCAUAGAGGACUGGGAGGGGGAAGAUCUCUUGGUCAGGAGCUCGGAACUCAUCUACUCGGGGGAGUUGACUCGAGUUAUACAGCCUCAAGCCAGGAGCCAGCAAAGAAUGUUUUUUCUCUUUGACCACCAGCUCAUCUACUGUAAGAAGGACCUGCUGCGCCGGGACGUGCUGUACUACAAGGGCCGGCUGGAUAUGGACGGUCUGGAGGUGGUGGACCUGGAGGACGGGAAAGACAGAGACCUCCACGUGAGUGUCAAGAAUGCCUUCCGGCUGUGCUGUGGCACCACGGGGGACAGCCACCUGCUGUGCACCAGGAAGCCUGAGCAGAAGCAGCGCUGGCUGAAGGCCUUUGCCAGGGAGAGGGAGCAGGUGCGGCUGGACCAGGAGACAGGUUUCUCCAUCACCGAGCUGCAGAGAAAGCAGGCCAUGCUGAAUGCCAGCAAGCAGACCACAGGGAAGCCCAAAGCUGUCGGCCGGCCCUGCUACCUGACGCGCCAGAAGCACCCGGCACUGCCCUCCAGCCGGCCCCAGCAGCAGUUCUUGGUGCUGGCGGAGCCCAGGCGGAAGCCAUCCACCUUCUGGCACAGCCUCAGUCGGCUGGCACCCUUCCGCAAGUGAGCCAGCACCCACCUGACAGCACUCUGCAGACCUGCCCGCCAGCAGUCCCCAGCUUUUCCUCCCUGAGGUUCACUUCUGGCCCUCCUUUGCCUAUUUUGAGCAGAGCUGAGCAAGGGAGUCGCUGGGUGCCACCAGGAUGUGUCAGGUCUGUGCUCCUGUUCUUGGUUUCUUCACUUCUGGUACAGUGAGGAGACCAGCAGGAAGAGGCAAGACCCCGCACGUGCAGCACCCCCCCGCAGCCUGGGCCCCCCCCCCGCCUAUGACCCAGACCUGUGGGGUGCCUCCACUGCCUGUGAACCUGGGAAUCACAGCUCAGAACCACCGACCGGGCUGACAUGCAGAAGGCACUGGCUGCUCUGGACCCUCUUCUUUGGAAAUCUGAUUAUCCCUCCUCCUCCCAUUUUCUCUGGGCAGGAGAGACCAACUUUCUGGCCUUUGGCCACCUGCAAAGACAGGCCAUGUGUCCUUCAGCCCUUCAAUUCUUUUAGGUCCCCACCCACAGCCCAGCCAGUGGUGUCAGGCAGCUUGCAACCUUGGAGGGUAGUAAGC
Messenger RNA from Cynocephalus volans (Philippine flying lemur), 2655 nucleotides. RefSeq names its product Rho guanine nucleotide exchange factor 4 (gene ARHGEF4). NCBI's taxonomy places the organism in Eukaryota, Metazoa, Chordata, Mammalia, Dermoptera, Cynocephalidae. Gene Ontology annotation, molecular function: protein binding; guanyl-nucleotide exchange factor activity. The record is from RefSeq and is a predicted model, not a curated record. Gene Ontology annotation, biological process: intracellular signal transduction. Bases 40 to 2106 code for a protein of 688 amino acids. The transcript has 12 exons.